Centrocercus urophasianus (Greater sage-grouse) is the source of this 6118-nucleotide messenger RNA. It is a transcript of the gene PLA2R1, whose product is annotated as phospholipase A2 receptor 1. The transcript has 30 exons. Lineage: Eukaryota; Metazoa; Chordata; Aves; Galliformes; Phasianidae. The coding region runs from base 1 to 4380 and encodes 1459 amino acids. The record is from RefSeq and is a predicted model, not a curated record. Gene Ontology annotation, cellular component: plasma membrane; signaling receptor complex. Gene Ontology annotation, molecular function: signaling receptor activity.
AUGCUGGGCGUGCUUCUCCUGGCGUGCUGCCUGCUGCUGGGCGGCCGCAGCCUGUCGCGGGGCGACGCCGCCCUCGACCGAGACGAGCUGCCCUCCCUUCGGAAUAAAGGGAUAUUUAUUAUCCAAAGUUCAGACUCUAACUUGUGUAUCAAAGUGGACACAGAUGGCCUGGUUCUGGAAGACUGCAGUCAGCUCUCCAAAAACAUGCUGUGGAAAUGGGUAUCCAAUCGUCGUCUUUUCAACAUAGGCAGAAGUACCUGUCUAGGACUGAACAUCAGUAGACCAGAACAGCCAUUGACUAUGCUUGAAUGUGAUUCAAAUCAGUACUCACUGUGGUGGAAUUGUGAUGGCAGAGCACUGGUUGGUGUAUCAGAGUACAAAUUAGCUGUUGAAAACAGCAAACAUAUUAUAGCAAAAAAAAAAUCUAAUCAUCAGUGGAUCCAGUACAUGUCCUACGAUGAAGACAUUUGUGAACAUCCUUUCCAAGAAACAUAUACCUUGCUGGGAAAUUCCUUCGGUUUCCCAUGUGUUUUUCCAUUUAAGUAUAACAACAAGUGGUAUUAUGAAUGUACCAGAGAUGGAAAGGAAUUUGAGUGGUGUGCCACAACAAGUCAUUAUGAACAAGAUGAAAAAUGGGGGUUUUGUCCUGGUGCUGAGCGUGGCUGCGGCACGUUUUGGAAGGAGAACCCGGUCACACAUGUGUGCUACCAGUUCAACCCAUCAGCCGUGCUGUCAUGGCAUGAGGCACGGGCAGCCUGCCAGGCACAGGGAGGAGACCUGCUCAGCAUCACUAGCCCUGAGGAGCAGAGCUACAUCAGCGACUUGAGCCGACAGUUAAACAUCACAGAUACUGUGCUGUGGACAGGCCUGAAUCAGCUAGAGGAAGGUGCUGGCUGGCAGUGGUCGGAUGGAGCACCACUGGUAUUUGUCAACUGGAGAGCAGAUGUUUCUGAGGACCGUUCUAGUGAAAAUCAUUGUGCAGUGAUGAGUUCAAAAUUGAAAUAUGCCUGGAAAAGUUACUUAUGUGAAUCUGGAUUUCCUUUUGUAUGCAAGAAAUAUUUAAAUAAGACAGAGCACGAAACACUGGAUACAUGGAAGUAUUAUGCCACUCAUUGUGAUGCUGGCUGGUACCCGUACAAUCGCAACUGCUACAGACUUCAUAAAGAGGGGAAGAGUUGGAAUGAUGCUUUGAUCUCAUGCCAGAGUGACAGCAGCGGGCUCAUUAGUAUAUCCUCCAUGGCAGAUGCAGAGCUGCUCCGUAACUUGCUUCUACGAGAAAAUGUAACUGAAACAUGGAUUGGAUUAUAUAGUAGUAACAUCUCAGUUGUUUUUGAGUGGUCAGAUGGCACCCCAGUGAAGUUCUCAUACUGGCACAGCCAAGAACCUACUACCUUCCAAAGAAUAGGACAACUGUGUGUUUCAGCACAAGGACCUGAUGGACAUUGGAAAGUUAAACAAUGUGAAGACAAAUCUUUCUACAUUUGUGAAAAAGCAGGAGAAAUUAACAGUGUUUCUUUUGAUGCAGAAUCAAGUUGUCCAGAGGGAUGGGAAAGACAUGGUGGAUAUUGUUACAAAAUCGACAGUACCCCUCGAAGUUUUGAACAUGCUUCCAGUGGUUAUUUCUGCCCAUCUGCACUUGUGUCAGUAACAAACAGGUUUGAGCAAGCUUUUAUUACCAGCAUGAUCCGUAGUGUGGUAAAAUCUGAGAGAACUUAUUUUUGGGUAGGACUGCAAGACCUUAACAACACAGGAGAAUACUUUUGGCUAACAACAGAUGGGAAAAAUCGUUCUGUAAGCUACACAAACUGGAACAAGUAUCAGCCACGUCAUUCUGGAGGAUGUGUGGCAAUGCGGGGGCAGGACCCUGUUGGUUACUGGGAGGUAAAAAGCUGCAAGAACUUCAAAGCAAUGUCACUGUGCAAGCAAAAAGUCAAUUCUUAUGAAGAACCUGAACUUACUUUUCAAAGACAUUUGAGUUCCUGCUACUUUGGAUGGGAGUCAGAAGGCAAUUUACUCAACUGCUACAAGAUAUUUCACAGAGAGAAAGUUCUGAUGAAAAGAACAUGGAGUGAAGCAGAAGCAUUAUGUCAAGAUUUUGGAGCACAUCUUGCUAGUUUUUCCCAUGUCUAUGAAGAGACUUUUUUAAACAAUUUAUUAUAUACAAUUUUUGAUAGGACAGAAGAAAGACAGUUCUGGAUUGGAUUUAAUAAAAGAAACCCAUUUUCUGUAGGGACGUGGCAGUGGUCCGACAAAACACCUGUUGUAGCUUCAUUUCUGGAGAGCAAGUAUGUUGAAGAUGACUCAAGAAACUGUGGUGUAUUCAAAGUAAAUAGAACAGUUUUUCCAGCACACUGCAAUGAAAAGCGUGAAUGGAUAUGCAAAAUACCAAAAGGUGUUAAACCAAAGAAUCCAGAUUGGUACAUAGCUGAACUGCCAUGGUCAUACUAUCAGGGAGCAGAGUAUCUUUUUCACGUGAAUCCUACAGACUGGGACACCUAUGAGUUCAUUUGUGUCUGGCUUCGUAGUGAAAUGGCAACAAUAACUUCUGCAGAGGAGCAAGCUUUUAUUGAAAAUAAAAUUAAGAAGCUGUCGGAUAGUGAUGUUCACUGGUGGAUUGGAUUGCACGCAGAAAACAUCAGCAAUGAAUUUCGCUGGAAGGAUGAAUCACUAAUAACAUACCAGAACUGGAAUGAAGGCAGAGAUCGAUAUUUGCAUAAACCGGGGAAAAGAUGUGGCUUCAUUUCAUCACAAACAGGACUCUGGGAUGAUGAAAACUGUACUGUUUCUCUUCCCUGUAUUUGUAAACGUAAAAAUGCUUGGAAAAUUGAGAAAGAGGUUCCAAAAGACCAGAACCCACAAGGAAUGUGUCCCAAGGGCUGGCUGCACUUUGGAUUUAAAUGUUUUUUGAUACAAAUUCCAAAGGAUCCAGAGCACCUGAGGAGCUGGUACUCUGCACAGACAUUCUGCAGUAGGUACGAUGGGUCCCUCGCUUCCCUUGAAGAUGAACUGGAACAAGCUUUCAUAACAAUGAAUCUAUUUGGUCGCAAAACUAGUGUUUGGAUAGCUUUCCAGGGUGAUGAUUAUGAAAAAUGGAUGAAUGAAAAUCCUCCAAGGUAUUCCAACUGGUCUCCAAUUGAAGCAGUGCACAGACCGCGUUAUAACAGUGUCUACGUCGAAGAACAAGUUCCACUUUGUACACUGGUAUCAAAUAACCCUAAUUUUUAUUUUACGGGAAAAUGGUACUUAGAAAACUGUGAGAAAAAUUAUGGGUUUGUCUGCCAAAAAAGGCAGGACACAUCCAGACAUAUCGUCAAUGCAUCUGAAAUGUACCCUGUGCCAGAUACUUUACAGUAUGCAAACAGAACAUAUACCCUAAUACGUGGGAAUUUGACAUGGUCUGCAGCUUUAAAAACCUGCAUGGCAAAUGGAGCUGAGCUGGUCAGCAUUGCAGAUCAGUACCACCAGGCUUUCCUCACAAUCAUUGUGAAUCGGCUGGGAUACAACCACUGGAUCGGGCUUUUCACCGCAGAUAAUGGGCUUAAUUUUGAGUGGUCAGAUGGGACUAGAUCCUUGUUUACCUUCUGGGAAGAUGAUGAGUCCCAGGCCUUGGGCAGCUGUGUUUAUAUGGAUGCCUCAGGGCACUGGAAGAGUACAAGCUGUGAACAACUUCUGCCAGGAGCAGUCUGCCAUGUGCCGCCCAAGAAGAAACUCAUUGAGUAUAAAGGCUUAUGUUCAGAAAAACAUGUUCCCUGGAUCAAAUUCAAAAACAGUUGCUACAGCUUUAACACCGUUCUGCAGGGCACAAGUUUUGAUGCUGCAUAUGAAGUGUGCAGAAAUCAAGGAUCUAAUCUUCUAACUAUCAAAGAUGAAGAUGAAAAUGCCUUCGUUCUGGAGGAGUUGCACAGUUUUGGUUAUUCUGUGAAAAUGGUUUGGCUGAACGUCCUGCAUGUUACAGACAAUGAAACGGUUUCCUGGUCUGAUGGCUCUCCCUUAAAUUAUUCUAACUGGGGCAUCAGGGAGCCUGAAUUUGAUCAUCUUAAGGGGAAUUUCUGUAUCAGCCUGAGGACUGCGGAUGGUGUAUGGCAAAUAUCUCCAUGCAGAGAAAUAAAGGGAUUUGUUUGUAAAAAGAAUGCAGAUCUUAAUGCGGCAGAACCCUCUGAAAAAUCAUCCUACUCUGGACUUGCUGCUCUGGCUGUUCUCGUAACGUUUGUGAUGCUGGCUGCUGUUUCCAUUUUUCUGUGGUGCCUCUACAAACAGAACAACAGAUUCUUCAGCAGAAUACUGUGGGUCAGAAACGCCUAUUUUCCACAGAUUAAUUCUGAUGUUCCUGCUCUGGAAGAAAGUAUUCUCAUUUCUGAUUUUGAGAAAGAUGACAAUUAAUCAGUGGGGAGAACCAAGCAGUUAUGUAUUCUGUGUUAAAUUCCGUGUCCUACAGUGUUUUUGUUUUUGUGAGCCAGUUGCUGUCCAAGACCAGCUCCACGUCUUAGCUGGUGGUCAGAAUGCCUACAUGGUGCUGGAAGAGCAGCGAAGCAGCAGCCGCUGUUCUUUCCCUUCUUGUGAAUUUGUUCCAUAAGGUUUACAAAGCGAGCAGUGAGGAGCUGAGCACCAGUCGCACCUGCUCUCACAGGCACCAGACCCAGGCUUCCUUGGUGGCAGAGGGUCUGUGCUCCCUUCUCAGGAGACUCAGGGCAUGUGCUUCUGGAGGAGUCCUUGCACCCUAGUGGGGAGCGUGCAGGGGCUGCUGCACUUGGACCUCUUAUGCUUUGUAGUAGAACGUGGUGAGAAUGCACAGAGCCAUGGGGAAAUUGGCUUCUAUGGGGAAAGCUGCAAACUAAAAAUGUUCCGAUACCCCAAAUCUCAGACUGCUCACAUGGAGCAGUCAUGUCUGUGCCCCCAAGCAGAGAACAUUUCUAUGCAGCUUCUUCCCUUGGGAAGGUUUGGGCCUCUUGGCUUUUAUUUUCAUACCAAAAGAGCUGCUCAUAAACCAGUGUUAAAACUUGUCCUUGAAUUUAGGAGCUCUGAAACCUACUCCAAGGCUUAUGGAGUAGUUCUUCCUAAUGCCUAUUCCAUCCAUAGAAUGUACUUUUUCAUUCGGUGGAUUCUUAGCAGGUGGAUUUCCAAGUUUGCUGAGAUGAGGUUACUUUUGAUUGGGAGUGUCAGUGUUGCCAUGAUGGCUAGUUUACAUUAUGAAAUACCUUUGGCUUGAGAUACAGUAGCAUGUGGAUAUUGUCGUCCUGAAGUUAAUAUAUUCAGUAGAGAUACUUCUGGUGCACUUGUAGAGAAACAAUGUUAUCUCUCACCUCGGUCAUUUCAGAAACUGAAUCUCAUCAGCCUCUUCCAAAGGUGCUUUGGAGCAGUAUCUGUUUGAAGGAAAACAUUAUAUGAAUCUUGUUAAAGUUAGGAUAAUAAACUGCUUUACUGUUCACUUACAGUGCAACUUCAAGCAGUGUUUAUGUAUGUUCUUCUGAGACCCUGCUCUCCACACAUAAGGAUGAUACAAGGGAGAGCCACAUCUGCAGUUGACAAAGGGUGCUGCCCUCCCUCACCCAAUUCCUGUAAUCCCACGUUGCCCACCUUCAAGGGCCACAUUUCUCUGGUGAUAUCAAGGUGCUAAUGGUGCUAAUACCGUCUUUCAUUGGUCAGUUGUUCUCCUGGCUAAUGACUGUGCAAGACCUACAGAUUCAGGUCAUGGUUCUCGGCGGUGGAUGGUUCUAUGGAUUCCCACACUCCCAGUCUUCCAGUUACUUCUGUGAAAAUAUCAAAACCUUUCAUGGAGGACUUUUAAAUUAUUUCUAUUGUGAGGUGGGAAAAAAAGGAAAGCCAAAUUGCCGAUCACAAAGAGUUACCUGAGUAUUGAAUAACUGUGCCAUUAGUCAUCUCUAAAAGCUGCUAUGAAGGGCUGUGCAUGUUGUCGUGUUGGUUGGUUUGUUAUGGGGUGACUCAUUCUAAAAACUGUGCAGGAACCCUAAAAUGGAGAUAUGUUUGUGAAAAUUCAGCAAGCAGCUAAGACCAAAUGCAAUGUUUGUGCACAUACAGGGGAAUGUAUGACUUCUUUCCAGUUAGAUUUCACGUAGCAAUUCUUUAGAUAUGACCAAAUAAAUGUAUUUUCAUGUCAUAA